UCAUCGGACGGCGCGAUGACGUCCUCGGACGGCGCCCUCGUUGCUCCGGAGGCGAUGGCGGCGGCUCCGGGUCCCCGGGAGGAGAGCGCGGAGAGGCGGCGACUGCUGCGCGCGGUGACCCGGCUGCAGGCCGGGGUCCGGGGCUUCCUGCUGCGGCGGCGGCUGCGGGGCGUGCGGGCGGAGUACGAGGAGGUGGUGAGGGAGAUCGAGGGGGAGCUGAGCGAGCUGCGCUGGACGGGCCUCUGUCUGCCCAGACCCGUCUUCGUCUCCGAGCCAGUGAAAGAGAAGCGCUCACCUCUGCGAGAAGCUGUAUUGAGUGACAAGGACAGCACAGAGAAAACACAGCAGGAACUGGAUGUUCCCAAACCAGAAUGGGACUGGGGCUCCAGCAAUAGCGUGAAACCUACAGCCCGGCUGCAAAGUGAGAAAGAACUGAGUUCUGUGGGUGAAUGCAGGGUAGCAAGCCCUGCAAAUCUAGGGGCAGUCACAGGUAAAAGCACUGAAAAAAGGUGCAGUGCCCCAUCGGAGAGCAAGGAGUGGCAGAACAGCAGCAGCAUUUCAUCUGUAUGGGACAGCACUGAUCUGGAACCAGGCUCCCUCAAAGCCUGCCUGGAAAUUCCACUUGUGGAUGUAAAGGAGCUUCCCCGAACUCGGCCUGGCCUUCAGUCCUUCAGGAAUCACUUGAUCAUGGAGCUGCUGUGGUUGCAACAAGCAAUUGACAGCCGUAAAAAUUACCUGAAGCUGAAACAGAGGCUGGAGUCUCCUGACAGCUAGGAAGGCAUUCCUGAGCACGUAGGAUGUUUUGUGCUGCUGUGGGGGAGCAGAGGAGCUGCAGCAGCAAAGUCACAACAUGAUUUCACAGCAGCACCCUGGGGAAACUCCAACUCUGUGAGCUGAUGUUCUCCUAACCAGAUUCACGUGGCAAAAGACUUUUGUUUCUUUUAAAUGGGAGUAUUUGGUCAAAGCAGGAAUGAAGUGACACUGUGACACUAAGGAGGUUCUGUGUCUUGGAGGAAGUCCUCCCUCCCUGAGAACCUGUCCUAAGGGUAAAUUGAGGCUGGGAAAGUUGUCACAGAAGUUCCACUUUGACCAGCUCCUUGCUUGUGGUGGAAUUAAAAUGCCUGAAGGCCACA
Molecule: messenger RNA, 1133 nt
Organism: Centrocercus urophasianus (Greater sage-grouse)
Lineage: Eukaryota; Metazoa; Chordata; Aves; Galliformes; Phasianidae
Gene: IQCC
Product: IQ motif containing C
Exons: 5
Coding region: 16-774 (252 amino acids)
Molecular function (GO): protein binding
Source: RefSeq, a predicted model, not a curated record